CGACCCGAUUCCGACACGACGACCGACCUGACGCAUCUCUCCCCACCCAACCAUGGGUAACUGCGUCUCCUCCCAAGACGAGAUCGCCGCGAAGCAGCGCUCCGCCGAUAUCGACAAACAAAUAGAGGAGGACUCGAGGAAGUUUAGGAAAGAAUGCAAGAUUCUUCUGCUAGGCUCUGGCGAGUCCGGAAAGACGACAAUUGUGAAGCAAAUGAAGAUAAUACAUAAAGAGGGGUUUGACAGGGACGAACUCAUCGCGUUCAAGCCCAUCAUCUACCGGAAUCUAGUUGACUCAGCGCAGGCGAUAGUUUUUGAGAUGCGAAAACUCGGCGUUGACUGCGUCCUCCCUCAUAAUCGACCAAACGCAGACAAGAUAGCCGAUUUUCCCGUAGCGUCUCUUCCUGUUCCGUCGAGCGCAAUGCCCGCUCCGAAUCCUGCUGCGGCUUCGUACGUCCUGCCUGAAGGUUUGGCUGAAGCGAUCCACCAACUGUGGCAGGAUCCCAUCAUAGCCAAGAUCAUGGAUCGUGGAUCCGAGUUCUACCUCAUGGACUCGGCAAGCUACUUCUUCAACGAGGCGUUACGAAUAGGCAAUCCUCAAUACAUACCUGUCGUUGCCGACGUCUUACGUGCACGAGCAAAGAGCACGGGCAUCAGUGAAACGCGGUUCAACAUGGGCCAGCUAUCAAUACACAUGUUUGACGUCGGCGGUCAACGAUCAGAGCGGAAAAAAUGGAUCCACUGCUUUGAAAGCGUAACAAGUAUCAUCUUCUGCACUGCUUUGAGCGAGUACGACCAAGGUCUAUUAGAGGCCAACAACCAGAACCGGAUGGUCGAGUCGUUGGUUCUCUUCGACUCCGUCAUCAACUCGCGAUGGUUUCUUCGUACAUCGAUCGUCUUGUUUCUGAAUAAGAUAGACGUCUUCCGGCAAAAAAUCACCAAGGUGCCACUGGAGCGAUACUUUCCCGAAUACACGGGCGGUCCUGACAUCAACAAGGCCGCGAAGUACAUCCUUUGGCGAUUUAUGCAGACCAACCGUGCGCGGCUCAGCGUCUACCCGCACCUCACGCAGGCGACCGAUACCAGCAACAUCCGUCUGGUCUUCGCGGCCGUGAAGGAGACAAUAUUACAGAACGCAUUGAAGGAUUCAGGCAUCUUGUAGUUGUCCCGCUGUCGUCCUUAGAUGUUCGGGUUGUACCAUCCGUAUUACUAUCAUUCUCCGCCGCGCUAUCCCACGUCCAGCUCCCCUUCAUCUCUCCUCCCCAUCCUCAUCGUAUCAGAAUAAUCUACGCCUGAGGCGCCGUGGCUGGCUGUCGCGCCCUCCCUAGUUCGUCGCUCAUCUUCCUUUUUAUAUUGGAUUAUCUCAUUGUUGUGCAUAACCCACGCAUGCCCGUCUGCUCCAUUGGACCUUACAUCUUCUACGUGCGGUGGCGGCAUGGGGAGGCUCUCUUGCAUUUGGCCGCCGCGAUUUCCUCAUGCUUUUCUCGUUCCGUACUUGUCCCUACUGCCGC
Messenger RNA from Punctularia strigosozonata HHB-11173 SS5, 1508 nucleotides. Its product is annotated as G-protein alpha subunit. The record is from RefSeq and is a predicted model, not a curated record. Gene Ontology annotation, molecular function: GTP binding; G-protein beta/gamma-subunit complex binding; G protein-coupled receptor binding. Gene Ontology annotation, cellular component: heterotrimeric G-protein complex. NCBI's taxonomy places the organism in Eukaryota, Fungi, Basidiomycota, Agaricomycetes, Corticiales, Punctulariaceae. Gene Ontology annotation, biological process: adenylate cyclase-activating G protein-coupled receptor signaling pathway. The transcript is spliced from 11 exons. The coding region runs from base 53 to 1159 and encodes 368 amino acids.